Micromonas commoda is the source of this 1146-nucleotide messenger RNA. Its product is annotated as H+-or Na+-translocating f-type, v-type and A-type ATPase superfamily. The record is from RefSeq and is a predicted model, not a curated record. Gene Ontology annotation, cellular component: vacuolar proton-transporting V-type ATPase, V1 domain. The transcript has 4 exons. Lineage: Eukaryota; Viridiplantae; Chlorophyta; Mamiellophyceae; Mamiellales; Mamiellaceae. Gene Ontology annotation, biological process: proton transmembrane transport. The coding region runs from base 1 to 1128 and encodes 375 amino acids. Gene Ontology annotation, molecular function: proton-transporting ATPase activity, rotational mechanism.
AUGGAUACGACGUUCUGGCUCGUAGCCUUGCCGCUCGAGGGUGGUUCCGCAGAAAACACUUGGAACACCUUGCAGCAAAAGACGAGUCGUGGUAGGGUGCCAUUCAACUUACCAGAGCUUCGCGUUGGAACCCUAGAUUCGCUCCUCGCACUCAGUGAUGAUCUUGUAAAGGUGAGCUCACUUGUGGCGGGCACGACGCAGAAGAUUCGGAGACACAUAAUGGAGUCUGCUUCAGCUGAGGGCGAGAAUGAGGUGAAUGCUGAGCUCGUUGUAGAUGGCAUAUCAGCGGAGAGGUUCUUGACAGCAUUCACGUGGGAUGAGGCCAAGCACCCUGCCCGAAGGCCACUGCGAGAGACAAUGGAAAGACUUCAAGAGAGCGUCGCAAAGAUUGAAGAUGACUUCAGAGUGAAAACAGGUGAUUUGGCGUCAGCUAAAACACAGCUUGGCGCAUUGUCUAGAAAAGCGGCGGGAAGUUUGGCUACACGUGACUUGGGCGAGAUUGUUCAGGACUCAGAUCUCGUAAACACCGAAAAUCUUACCACUCUGUGCGUGGCUGUGCCGAAGUACAAUCAGAAAGAAUGGCUCGAUACUUACGAGACACUCGCGCAAUUUGUGGUGCCGCGUUCUUCAAAGUAUGCAAAGCUCUUGUUCGAGAAGCUUUCGCUUAUAAAUGAAGAUGGCGAAUAUGCACUUUACACUGUCACACUUUUCCGACGUGUUGUGGAUGCGUUCAACACGGCUGCUCGCGAAAAUUCUUUUCAAGUCAGGGAGUUCUCUUUGGAUACCGAAGCAGUCCAAGCCAAGAUUGCUGAGCGAAAUGACCUAGAGCGUGACAUUAAAGAGCGAAGGACAUCAAUGUUCCAGUGGUGCCAAACAAGUUACGGGGAAGCGUUCGGUGCUUGGGUACAUGUGUGUGCCAUUCGAUUGUUUGUUGAAAGCAUAUUGCGAUACGGUUUGCCCCCGAGUUUUCAGGCUUGUGUAAUGAAACCGCAAAAGAGGUCAGAGAAAAAGUUACGCGGCAUCCUGGCCAACACUUUUGGGCAGGGCGCGAGUUCUCAUUGGAGCAACAGUGAUGACGAUAAGGGCGAGGAGGCAUUCCCGUACGUUUCUUUCAGCAUUGAAAUCUAAAGAUUAGCACUCGCCUCU